AUGAGGAAGAAUGGUGUUGACGGGAAGCACCGUGACGAGAUGCACACUGAUGUUCGAACAUUAGAAGUGGAGUUUGAGCACUUCUUUGGCAUUGUUCCCUCCAAGAUCAACAGGAGGUUUCCCCUAAGUCUAUCUGAGCAGAGCUAUCUGCCGAAGGUUGAGAAUCCGCGUGCCGAUUGGGCCGUAGUCGCAGCCUUCAACUCUUUCCAGGCGUACCAGCGCGGUCAGCUGGGGAAGGUCCAGCGUUUCGCCACCAUUGGUACAGGCUCGGGCACCGACAUGAUCGCCGCACUUGAAACCUUUCCGGAUCUCGAGUUUGGGGCGAUGACUGACUUGCACACGUCUGUAGUCAGUGCUGCGAAGCGGAACGUUCUGAAUGCCACUGACAAUUACGCGCCCUGUCGGGCCGUUGCCAAGGGUAUCUAUGCUGCUGCGGGCGAUCUCCUUCUCCCACUGAGAGACCAAGAGGCUUUUGACUUAAUCUAUGAGAACCUGCCGAACAUACCUCUCCCAACGACCAAGAGCCUCGUCGACGGACAAAUAUCGUCGACGUUUAUCGGGGAUCGGACCGCAGAUCGAGUCCCGGUCCAUGUCUCCCAAGCCCUUCUAGAUCUUCACUACAUCUGCCUGUACCAGGCCAGGGUGAUGCGCCUUAUCAAGUCGUCGGGCGCUAUUUUGUCUAGCAUGGGGGGGAGAGUUCCGGUCCAGUCCAUGCUAGACAUGGCUGACGCUGCCGGGUACUCCAGCAGAGUCGUUUCUCUGACGUGGAAGAUCCAGAGCGAGCCAGAGACGGUCAUUGGUGAAUAUGCCGAGAAUCAGAAAAAAGGCUUAGGCAAGUACUAUUUCUACCCAACAUCAGCCCUGGGGACGGCUUUUGGCGAUCUAUCCCCGGCUGCUGCAGGCCUUCGUGCUGCACAGAUCGAACAGAACUUGCACCCUCAUCGCUUGGAUGCCGUAGCAGCGCUGGAGCAGUAUCAUGCGGGUGUGGAAAUCGGCCAUACUGUCUAUGUCAUGGCUAGCGUCCUCAAGGAAAGCCCCAGCGUGGUUUAA
Molecule: messenger RNA, 1050 nt
Organism: Aspergillus pseudotamarii
Lineage: Eukaryota; Fungi; Ascomycota; Eurotiomycetes; Eurotiales; Aspergillaceae
Exons: 4
Coding region: 1-1050 (349 amino acids)
Source: RefSeq, a predicted model, not a curated record